AUGGAUGGCGAUGAAAUGACGCGAGUCCUUUGGGAUGAUAUCAAAAAGCGGUUCAUUCACCCGUAUCUUGACAUUGAUCUACGGUAUUUCGAUCUAGGCCUACCAUACCGUGACCAAACCAAUGAUCAAGUUGUCCGUGAUGCCAUUGAAGCAAUCCGAGAAUUCGGGGUCGGCAUCAAAUGUGCUACGAUAAACCCAGAUAAAGCGCGGCGUGAGGAGUUUCAAUUGAGGAACAACUUGCCAUCAGCAAAUGGGUUGAUCCGCAAUGCCUUUGGUGGGACUGUAUUCCGCGAGCCUGUAGUGAUUUCACGAGUGCCUCCGCUUGUUCGGACGUGGACAAAGCCGAUUAUCAUCGGCCGACAUGCGUUUGGAGACCAGUAUUCAGGUAAAGACCUUGUUGCUCCUGGCCCUGGCAUCUUAGAGAUGGUGUACACUCCUGAAAAUGCCGACGAGGAACAAACUCGCAUCCAAGUCUUCAAGUUCGAAGGGCCUGGGAUCGCACAAACUCAGCUUAACACGGAUGAUUCUAUCCUCAAGUUUGCGCAUACCAGCUUCCGGCUUGCGCUUAGUAGGGGUCUUCCCUUGUAUGUCGCGACGAAAAAUAAUGUGAUGAAACAGUACGAUGGUCGCUUCGUUGCAGUCUUCAAAGAACUGUACGAGACUCAGUACGAGCCUGAGUUCAAAAAGCAGAACAUCUGGUACGAGCAUCGUCUCAUUGAUGAUAUGGUAGCGUACAUGAUGAAGAGCGAGGGUGGGUUUGUCUUGUCUCUGAAGAAUUACGAUGGUGAUGUCCAAUCCGACCUUGUCGCGCAGGGCUUCGGGUCUCUAGGCCUGAUGACCUCUGUUCUCACUACCGCAGACGGCAAAGCUUUUGAGAGCGAGGCUGCCCACGGUACUGUUACGCGCCAUUUUCGCGCGUACCAAAAAGGGGAGAAGACGUCCACAAAUCCUAUAGCAACCAUCUUUGCCUGGACGCGUGGACUGAUCCAGCGCGGCAAACUCGAUGAUUCCCCCGAUCUUGUUGCAUUUGCAGAAUGCCUGGAGAAGGCGUGCAUUGACACAGUCGAUUUGGAUGGCAUAAUGACUAAAGAUCUGGCCAUCUCGGCUGGGCAACCAGAGACAUAUGUGAUGACGGACGAGUAUUUGGAUGCGACAGAACAGCGGCUGAAGAACAAUGGCAGCAGCUCCAAGGAGAAACCACCACAAAAUGCGGAGGCAGCGCGCCAUUCUGUUUUCCCCAAAGGCACUCGAAUCUGGAUUGUCACCAUGGCCGCCAUAUGCGGCAUGGUCUCGCCGCUGUCUGGAAACAUCUAUUAUCCUGCACUCAAUCCAUUAUCGGUUGACCUUCAUGUCAGUCAGUCACUGAUCAACAUAUCUCUCACCACCUACAUGAUAUUACAAGGUAUUUCUCCGACAUUGAUGGGAAAUCUGGCUGAUACCAGUGGCCGUCGCCCGGCGUACAUAAUUGGUUUCAUAAUCUAUCUUGGUGCCUGUAUUGGCCUUGCCCUACAGACAUCAUACCCAGCUCUGUUGGUAUUGCGUUGUCUACAGUCAACGGGGUCAUCUUCAACCAUUGCACUGGGAACAGCCGUUGCCGCUGAUGUUGCCACCGCUGCCGAACGUGGAACGUAUAUGGGCUUGGUAAAUGGAGGUGCAUUGGUUGGACCUGCCCUGGGCCCCGUUCUCGGUGGUAUCCUAGCAGCGUUUUUGGGCUGGCGGUCUAUAUUUUGGUUCUUAGUGAUCUUUGUUGGUGUACUACUUACCUUGAUGGUGUUGGCCUUUCCAGAAACAGGUCGCAACGUGGUGGGAAACGGAUCAAUUCCACCCCAGCGAUGGAAUAGAGACUUGAUCAGUAUCAUACGGGCAAGGCGGAGUCUAGCCAAGUCACAAACGCAAGCUUCGUCACAUCCUACGCAUCUGAAAGACGGUAAAAGAGGGAUCCGAAUGCCAAACCCGCUUGCAACGCUCAAAAUCCUAAAAGAAAAGGAUGUUGGGCUCCUGCUUCUAUACAAUUGCCUCGUAUAUGCCUCCUAUUUCAGUGUCACCAGCAGUCUUCCAUAUGUUUUUCAGCAACAAUACGGAUUCAACGACCUGCAAAUCGGAUUAACUUACCUUCCCUAUGGUAUCGGAGCAUUAAUGGCCUCGCUGUUCAAUGGGCGAGCUUUAGACUGGCGAUUUCGUCAAGUUGCCAAAGCUGCUGGAUUUGAAAUAAUUAAGGGUCAGACCACUGAUACCAGACAUUUCCCUUUGGAAAAAGUGCGAUUGCCAAUUGCAUUGAUCUUGAUAUUGAUUGGAAAUUCUGCAUUGCUCUGCUAUGGAUGGGUCGUGCAAAUCCAAGCUCCAUUGGCGGCUCCUCUUGUGCUCCUUUUCUUCGUUGGCUAUUGUAUUUCCGGCAGUUUCAAUUGCUGCAGCGUCGCAUUGAUUGAUUAUUACCCAAUGUCUCCGGCAACAGCCACAGCGGGUAACAAUCUCUGUCGUUGUCUGCUGGGCGCCGGGGAAGCAGCCGUCAUCAUCCAGAUGAUUGACUCGAUGGGAUACGGUUGGUGCUUUACAUUCAUUUCAUUGGUCAUAUUUGCUACGACGCCGAUUCUAACGGGAGUUCAGCUCAGCGUUUUUGGUUUCUUCGUCUUCCUUAUCAUCCUCUUCAUCGACAAACAAUUCCGCGUCCUACCGAAUUCCAUUCAUGGCCAUCUGCCGACCCAUCACCCGGGCUUUGUCGUUACGGACGUUACGAUCGUGACCUGCUCGUCUAUAAACCUUUUCUCGAGUUGUACCCUUGACCCGUCGGUGUGGUCCCGCGUCGACAAGGAUCUCUACCUCGAUAAUACGUGGACAUCUGCCGCCUAUGUACAUUUCCAGCGAAAACGGGAGGAGGAACUCCUCGAAACUGAUAAAGUGGUAAUCGAUCUGCGAAUCAGUAGGUUCAAUCCGGGACUACUGGAUUCCAAGACAAAGAAUCCGAGGGGCGGUGCGCCCAACGCCAUCGACUCGAAUGAAAAUGACUGGGAAGCGAGACCCGGCGGAAUAUGGUUGAGGCGCAGUUCUGAGCCGCAUGUGAGCGAUUCGAAGCAGGCUCUUACGUCGGUUGAUGUCUUAUUUGGAGCGGACGCAGUCGAUCCGCGACCCCAGUGGGAGGUGAAAGAUACUUUUGUGCUGUUGAAUAGUUUGACGGAGGCGACGGAAGCACGACUCACGGUUCGAAGGGGGGUACCACCAGUGUUGAAGAAGCCAGAGCUCAGAAUAAACGAUAGCGAAAGGUUCAAGAUUAUGCAGGCGGCGGAUCUACAUCUGAGCACAGGAACUGGCGCUUGCAGAGAUCCAGUGCCUGAAGAAAGAGUACCGGGAGAAAAAUGUGAAGCUGAUCCUCGAACAUUGGACUUUGUUGAGAAACUCUUGGAUGAGGAGAAGCCGGACCUCGUGGUGUUUUCGGGUGACGAAGUCAAUGGCGAGACGUCUAAAGAUGUCCAAAGCGCUGUUUUCAAAUUCGUCAAGCCGCUUGUCGAUCGAAAGAUCCCGUACGCCGCUAUUUUUGGUAAUCACGACGACGAAGGAAAUCUCAACCGGGCGCAGCUAAUGGCGCUUCUCGAAGAAUUGCCGUAUUCAGUAUCUACCGCUGGUCCGGACGAUGUCGACGGUGUCGGAAAUUACAUUGUCGAGGUAAUGGGUCGGUCGAGUGCCCAUCAUUCCGCUUUGACUUUAUAUCUUCUUGACACACAUUCUUAUUCGCCAGAUGAGCGUCAAUUCCGGGGCUAUGACUGGAUUAAACCGAGCCAGAUAAAAUGGUUCAAGACUACAUCUCAGAGUUUAAAGAAGCAGCAUAAUCAAUACAGCCAUAUGCAUAUGGAUAUGGCUUUUAUUCAUAUUCCGUUACCUGAGUAUCGUGAAGAUACCAACUCGUGGAAAGGUAAUUGGCUGGAAGCACCGACAGCCCCGGGCUUCAACUCUGGAUUUAUGGAUGCUCUCAUAGAAGAGAAUAUUCUAUUCAUUCAUAGCGACCACGUCAACGACUACUGCAUGCUCAACCGAGACAUGAACAACAAACCAAACAUAUGGAUGUGCUACGGCGGUGCCUCGGGUUUCGGCGGCUACGGCGGCUAUGGAGGUUUCAUCCGGCGCAUGCGAUUUUACGAAUUCGACAUGGGCCCCGGCAGAAUUGUGACAUAUAAACGUCUUGAAUAUGGCGAUACCGAGUCGCGGAUUGACGAGAUGAUGAUUGUCGAUGCGGGUCAGGUUCGAGCUUGA
Molecule: messenger RNA, 4242 nt
Organism: Talaromyces amestolkiae
Lineage: Eukaryota; Fungi; Ascomycota; Eurotiomycetes; Eurotiales; Trichocomaceae
Exons: 7
Coding region: 1-4242 (1413 amino acids)
Biological process (GO): isocitrate metabolic process; transmembrane transport
Cellular component (GO): mitochondrion
Molecular function (GO): magnesium ion binding; isocitrate dehydrogenase (NADP+) activity; NAD binding
Source: RefSeq, a predicted model, not a curated record